CCAACUACUGUCGGUUAAGUCCCAGUGUCCCACCAUCAAAUUUACGGAAACUACCCUUUCAACUCUGUUACCCCUCUUGAAGGGUCGCUCGCUUCUGCCAACCACUCUCUAGGGUCUACCCUUUCUUUCUGGUACCUCCUUUACUUUUCUAUAUCUAAAACCCUAGCGAAGAUCUGAAACUCAGCUUCUCCUUCUCUUGUUGAGGAGAUACUAGUUUCUGUGUUUGUUUCUGAUUCGAAUCGGUUUUCGUUGUGUUGAGAGUAAGGAAAAAAAAGGGGGAAAGAGGAUGAAGAUCCAGUGUAAUGCUUGUGAGGCAGCUGAGGCUAGCGUUCUUUGCUGUGCAGACGAAGCCGCUCUUUGUUGGGCUUGCGAUGAGAAAGUUCAUGCCGCGAAUAAGCUAGCGAGUAAGCAUCAGAGGAUUCCCUUGACGAAUUCUUCUAUGCAGAUGCCCAAAUGCGACAUCUGCCAGGAGACUGUUGGUUUUUUCUUCUGCCUAGAAGAUCGGGCUUUGCUUUGUAGGAAGUGUGAUGUUGCCAUACACACAGCAAACCCCUAUGUGUCCAAACACCAGAGGUUUCUUCUUACAGGGGUGAGAGUGGGGCUGGAGCCUAAAAAUCCAGAUGCGCCUUCUAUGAAGGAGAAGUCAAACUCUGUGGAAGAGACUGUAACAGUACCUCGAACAGUGUCUAGAAGGGGUUCAACUGCAUCAGUGACUGGUGAAACUAAUGGAGUCUUGUCGGGGCAAGCCAGUGGAGGUAAGGGUCCAACAAUGAGUAAAAUGUCUUUUUCUGGAGGCACUACAACUGGAUCUAUCCCAGAGUGGCCAUUAGAUGAGUUUCUUGGAUUAACAGAUUUCAAUCACAAUUUUGGAUUCAUGGAGCAUGGAUCUUCCAAGGCUGAUAGUGGGAGGCUGGGAGAUUCUGAUUGGUCUCCAAUUCUACGAGCUGCUGAUGAAGAUUUGGGUGUUGAUGAAUGUCUGAACCAGGACCCAGGAGUAUCAUUGAUGGUGCCAGAGAUUCCAUCCCCACCAACUGCCUCAGGCCUCUAUUGGCCAAAGACCUUGCACAAUGCACAAUUUGACAGUGGAUUGUUCGUUCCAGAUGUUGGAUGUUUGCCAGUGCGAAAUCACGGGCAGCACCUUCUGGACGCCAGAGUUCCAGAAUGCCGUAGGCAAUACUAACUGUGAAAUCACCAAGCGUCAUCCUUACCAAAGAGAUGAGGCAGAUGAGAGGGAAGAUUUUUGUACAGAUUUUGUAGUAUGUUGUAGUAACUAUUUGGGGUUGUGAGGUUGUAGUUUAUAAACGUUCUGGUUAGGCAUCUGUGCUUUUAGCAAGUGUUUAAAUUUUCUUUCCUGCCUGAAAAAACAGAGGGGCCUGGCUUUAAUGGGCCUUUAACAGCACAAGGGCUAGUUUAUAAAGUUCUUGUUUGAGA
Molecule: messenger RNA, 1431 nt
Organism: Macadamia integrifolia
Lineage: Eukaryota; Viridiplantae; Streptophyta; Magnoliopsida; Proteales; Proteaceae
Product: B-box zinc finger protein 22-like
Exons: 3
Coding region: 287-1180 (297 amino acids)
Biological process (GO): regulation of DNA-templated transcription; photomorphogenesis
Cellular component (GO): nucleus
Molecular function (GO): zinc ion binding
Source: RefSeq, a predicted model, not a curated record